CAGCCAGCCAGCCAGCGGGUUCGCGGCGUCCUUCUCCUACCCGGGGCUCGGAGGAAGCAGCCGCGAUGCCGCUCGCCCAGCUGGGAGCGGAGCCUUGGCCCGACAUGGAACUGGUGGACAUGGAGUUGGACGCCGAGAACGGGCAAGCUGCUCUGGAGGAAAAGAAAGGGGCUCUGUCCAAGGCAAAACAGGAUCCCAUCUGGGUCGAGAGGGAUGUGAGUUCGGUAGCUAAGAAUGAAGGCUCAGUCCAAGAAAUUACCAUCACGUACCUUGUGAAGGAGGGAUCCGAGAAGGCCGAUCCGUCGCAGUUUGAGCUGCUUAAAGUCCUGGGGCAAGGCUCUUUUGGCAAAGUUUUCCUGGUAAGAAAAAUCACCCCACCAGACAGCGGCCACCUCUAUGCCAUGAAGGUCUUGAAGAAAGCCACUCUGAAAGUGCGUGAUCGAGCAAGGACAAAAAUGGAAAGGGACAUCCUAGUGGAAGUAAACCACCCCUUCAUAGUGAAACUCCACUAUGCAUUCCAGACAGAGGGGAAGCUCUACCUCAUUCUCGACUUCCUCCGAGGGGGAGACCUUUUCAUGCGCCUUUCCAAAGAGGUAAUGUUUACUGAAGAAGACGUGAAGUUCUACCUUGCUGAAUUGGCACUGGGUCUCGGACACUUGCAUCGCCUGGGCAUCGUCUACAGAGACCUUAAACCAGAGAACAUCCUCCUAGAUGACGAAGGGCACAUCAAACUCACAGAUUUUGGUUUGAGCAAAGAAGCCAUAGACCGUGAGAAGAAGGCCUAUUCUUUCUGUGGGACAGUGGAGUAUAUGGCGCCAGAAGUGGUGAACCGUCAGGGCCACACUCAGAGUGCUGACUGGUGGUCGUAUGGAGUCUUGAUGUUUGAGAUGCUGACGGGGAGCCUGCCGUUUCAAGGGAAGGACCGCAAGGAAACAAUGACACUCAUUCUCAAAGCAAAGCUGGGCAUGCCCCAGUUUCUGAGUUCUGAAGCACAGAGCGUCCUGCGAGCACUCUUCAAGAGGAACCCAGCCAACAGGUUAGGUUCGGGUCCCGAUGGCGUGGAAGAAAUAAAGCGUCACCCAUUUUAUUCCACCAUUGACUGGAAUAAGCUCUAUCGGCGGGAAAUCAAACCCCCUUUUAAACCUGCAGUGGGCCAGCCAGAUGACACUUUUUAUUUUGACAAAGAGUUUACUUCCCGCACACCUAAAGACUCUCCUGGGAUCCCACCUAGCGCCGGGGCCCAUCUACUUUUCCGUGGGUUCAGUUUUGUAGCCAGUGGGCUGAUGGAGGAUGAGAAGGUCAAAUCCCCACCUAUGCCUCUACAUUCUGUGGUGCAGCAGCUGCACGGCAAGAACCUCCAGUUCAGCGAUGGUUAUGUGGUGAAGGAGGCGAUCGGCGUGGGCUCUUACUCCGUUUGCAAGCGCUGCGUUCACAAGGCUACGAACACAGAAUAUGCUGUGAAGGUCAUUGACAAGAGUAAGCGAGACCCCUCGGAAGAGAUUGAGAUACUCCUACGGUACGGACAGCAUCCAAACAUCAUCACUUUGAAGGAUGUGUAUGAUGACGGGAAGCAUGUCUACCUGGUGACUGAGCUCAUGAGAGGGGGAGAGCUGCUGGACAGGAUCCUCAAGCAGAAGUGCUUCUCGGAAAGGGAGGCCAGCUCUGUCCUGCACACGAUUUGCAAGACCGUGGAGUAUCUGCAUUCCCAAGGGGUAGUCCACAGAGACUUGAAGCCGAGUAACAUCCUCUAUGUAGACGAAUCCGGCAACCCAGAAAGUAUCCGCAUUUGUGACUUCGGGUUUGCCAAACAGCUGAGGGCGGACAAUGGGCUUCUCAUGACUCCUUGCUACACUGCCAACUUUGUCGCUCCAGAGGUUUUGAAACGUCAAGGCUACGAUGAGGCCUGUGAUAUCUGGAGCUUAGGAAUCCUUCUCUACACCAUGUUGGCAGGGUACACUCCUUUUGCAAAUGGGCCCAACGACACUCCAGAAGAGAUCCUCACUCGGAUAGGCGGGGGAAGGUUUUCCCUCAAAGGCGGAAACUGGGACACAGUUUCUGAUGCGGCAAAGGACCUUGUAUCCAGGAUGCUUCAUGUUGACCCUCAUCAACGCCUGACUGCUAAGCAAGUCCUCCAGCACUCGUGGAUAACCCAAAAGGACAGGUUGCCCCAGAGCCAGCUGAGUCACCAGGACGUGCACCUUGUAAAGGGUGCUAUGGCUGCUACAUAUUCCGCAUUGAACAACUCCAAGCCAAGCCCCCAGCUGAAGCCCAUCGAAUCAUCCUUCCUAGCACAGAGGCGAGUGAAGAAGCUCCCGUCUACCACACUGUAACGAGGGGUGCCUCCUACCUGCCCAUACUCAACUCUGCACAAGCUUCUUUGGACUUUCCCAGGGAGCCAGAAAUGUAACCCCUGUGAGAAGUCCUGUUUCAAGGCACUUCCUCAAAUGCACAUCAAGUGGGGUCAUGUGCUUUCAGACAAACUGGCUCUUGCUUUCCUCGUGGAAUUCGUUUUUUAAGUGUACAGUGAAGACUCUUUGUUAAAGGGUUCGUAUAUGUGUAUAUGAGAAUCGCAAGAAGCAACGAUCUGUGUAUUCUCCCACCUGCAAAGGGCCAGAUCUUAGACGAGAGAAUGCCUCUUUACAGCCAAUCUGGUACUGCUGGGGCAACUCCUGUUCCUCCCCACCCCUUACCAUGGUCAGUGCAGCUGAAGCUUUUAAGAUCCCCUUUGUAAAGGCUCUCCUGUCCCCACCCACCGCCAAAUCAUGUAUACCUUUUUGUAAGGACAGGUUUCUUGAACUUUAUCCUUCUCCCGUCUGUGGCUCAUUUCAGAGAGCAUCUUAAACGUCCCUGUUUUGUCAUCUUCCCCUCCAUCCUGCCUGAACAUCACCCUCGUGAACACCCACUGCAGACUCGGGAUCACGUCUCUUCUCCCUUGCCCCCGCAUAUCCUUCAAUCGACUUUUAAAACUUUUUUUUAAGGCAGAUGCUAUGCUGCUUUGAAUACACAAUGGACUUGGAAGAAAACUUAUUUCCCCACAGAGAAAACAUCAGGUUGUCUAGGUGUGUGUGGAGGGGAGGGUUGUCUGCUCGUUUUUAAAGCUCUCUGUCAAAAUAGCACAAAUCCAGAGCCUCAUAAUGCCAAAAAAAAAAAAAAAGACCUGGCUUUUUCUUAAUUUAACUGAUUCUGUGGAUGGUAACUCAGGGUUUCUGACUGAAUUAUCAAAUAAAAACAUACCAUGCAGCUGAA
Eublepharis macularius is the source of this 3246-nucleotide messenger RNA. RefSeq names its product ribosomal protein S6 kinase A1 (gene RPS6KA1). The transcript has 23 exons. The record is from RefSeq and is a predicted model, not a curated record. Gene Ontology annotation, biological process: intracellular signal transduction; positive regulation of DNA-templated transcription; protein phosphorylation. Gene Ontology annotation, molecular function: ribosomal protein S6 kinase activity; magnesium ion binding; ATP binding. The coding region runs from base 66 to 2330 and encodes 754 amino acids. NCBI's taxonomy places the organism in Eukaryota, Metazoa, Chordata, Lepidosauria, Squamata, Eublepharidae.